Molecule: messenger RNA, 4295 nt
Organism: Acanthaster planci (crown-of-thorns starfish)
Lineage: Eukaryota; Metazoa; Echinodermata; Asteroidea; Valvatida; Acanthasteridae
Product: AP-2 complex subunit beta-like
Biological process (GO): vesicle-mediated transport; intracellular protein transport
Cellular component (GO): clathrin adaptor complex; membrane coat
Molecular function (GO): clathrin binding
Source: RefSeq, a predicted model, not a curated record
UUUGUGUGAGAAUACUUCAAGGGACCAGUGGAAAUGCAUGCUGGGUGAUCGUCGUGGGGAGCGCCAUCUUGUCUUACGCCGACAGUCAGAAGUGAAUUUGCCCAAGUAAUCGUCCGUCUUCCGAAAAAUUGUCCUUUGUUUGGCAAGUUUUGCUUUACGUGCACAGGUGAAGAAUAGGGAUCACAGAAUAGGGAUCACAGGACAAGAUGACGGACUCCAAGUACUUCACCACCACCAAGAAGGGUGAGAUCUAUGAGUUGAAGGCAGAUCUCAACAGCGAUAAGAAAGAGAAGAAGAAGGAAGCUGUCAAGAAGGUCAUAGCCAGCAUGACCGUGGGUAAAGAUGUCAGCUCGCUGUUUCCUGAUGUGGUGAACUGCAUGCAGACAGACAACCUGGAACUCAAGAAGCUGGUGUACCUGUACCUGAUGAACUAUGCCAAGAGCCAGCCAGAUAUGGCUAUCAUGGCCGUCAACACGUUUGUCAAGGACUGCGAGGACACCAACCCCCUGAUCCGCGCCUUGGCCGUGCGCACCAUGGGCUGCAUCCGGGUGGACAAGAUCACGGCCUACCUCUGCGACCCGCUGCGCAAGUGCCUCAAGGACGAGGACCCCUAUGUGCAGAAGACGGCGGCGGUGUGCGUGGCCAAGCUGUACGACAUCAACCCGCAGCUGGUGGAGGAUCAAGGCUUCAUCGACCAGCUUCGCGACCUGCUGACAGCGUCCAACCCAAUGGUGGUUGCUAAUGCUGUUGCGGCACUCUCUGAGAUCAACGAUGCCUCGCCCACUGGUACGACCCUCUUUGACCUGAACCCUCAGACCAUCAAUAAGCUGUUGACUGCACUGAAUGAGUGCACAGAAUGGGGUCAGAUCUUUAUCCUGGACUCCUUGUCCAACUACACCCCUAAGGAUGACCGAGAGGCCCAGAGCAUCUGUGAGCGGGUCACCCCUCGGCUGGCCCACGCCAACGCCGCUGUGGUACUCUCAGCUGUCAAGGUACUGAUGAAGUUCAUGGAGAUGAUGCCAGUAGAAGGCGAGUACCUCACCACCCUGACCAGGAAGCUGGCUCCACCCCUGGUCACUCUGCUGUCUGCCGAGCCCGAGGUGCAGUACGUCGCCCUCAGGAACAUCAACCUGAUAGUGCAGAAGAGACCAGAGAUUCUGAAGCAGGAGAUGAAGGUGUUCUUUGUCAAGUACAACGAUCCCAUCUAUGUCAAGUUGGAGAAGCUGGACAUCAUGAUCCGUCUGGCUGCCCAGGGGAACAUUGCGCAGGUGCUGGCCGAACUGAAGGAGUAUGCCACCGAGGUGGACGUCGAUUUUGUACGCAAGUCAGUGCGGGCCAUCGGUCGCUGUGCCAUCAAAAUUGAGCAAUCUGCUGAACGCUGCGUCAGCACCCUCCUGGAUCUCAUUCAGACCAAGGUCAACUAUGUGGUCCAGGAAGCCAUCGUGGUCAUCAAGGACAUAUUCCGGAAGUAUCCCAACAAGUAUGAGAGCAUCAUCGCCACUCUCUGUGAGAAUCUUGACACAUUGGAUGAGCCAGAGGCAAGAGCCUCCAUGAUCUGGAUCAUCGGUGAGUACGCCGAGCGCAUCGACAAUGCAGACGAACUCCUGGAGAGCUUCCUGGAGGGGUUCCAUGACGAGAACACCCAGGUACAACUGCAGCUACUGACCGCCAUCGUCAAGCUGUUCCUGAAGCGGCCCACGGACACCCAGGAGCUGGUGCAGCAAGUCCUCAGUCUGGCCACGCAGGACAGUGACAACCCCGACCUGCGCGACCGCGGCUACAUCUACUGGCGUCUCCUCUCCACGGACCCGGCCGCGGCUAAGGACGUAGUGCUGGCCAACAAGCCCCUGAUCUCGGAGGAGACCGACCUGAUUGAGCCCACCCUACUGGAUGAGCUCAUCUGCUACAUCGGCAGCCUGGCCUCCGUCUAUCACAAGCCGCCCAGUGCAUUCGUGGAGGGUCGUAAUGCUACUAGGAGGGUGUUGCCUACGCGGGCUCCAGGCUCUGGUUCUACUUCCCCGGAGAGCGAGACGGCCGCGGCCCCUGUUCCAGCACCCCAGGUCAUCCCCCAGCCCAGCCAGGGCGAUCUCAUCGGUGACCUGCUGGGGAUGGACCUGGGCCCCCCCGCCGGCGCUGCUGCCAUGCCCGCCUACGGUGGCGCCCCGAUGCAGCCACAGCUGCAGCCGCAGCUGCAGUCGCAGCCGGAGAUGUCGGCCGGGCUGGACCUGCUGGGUGGUAGCCUGGACACAGUGCCCGUCAUGGGAGGAGGUAACUUGGGUGCUCUGGGUGACAUCUUCAGCCUAGCCAGCGGCCCCGGCAUGGGAACUGGAAUGUACGUUGAGCCCAAGUCGGUGUGGCUACCAGCAGCGAAAGGCAAGGGCCUGGAGAUUGGCGGCACCUUUGCUCGUCGGCAGGGCCAAAUCUGCAUGGAUUUGACCUUCACCAACAAAGCCAUGCAGCAGAUGAGUCAGUUUGCCAUACAGCUCAACAAGAACAGCUUUGGCCUGAUCCCGGCACAGCCCUUGUCCAUCGCUAGCCCCCUCAACAUGAACCAAAGCCUGGAUGUGACCUUGCCGCUCAACACCAAUGGUCCAAUCCAGCAGAUGGAACCCCUUCUUACCCUGCAGGUGGCCGUCAAGAACAACAUCGAUGUCCUGUACUUCAGUUGUCAGGUUCCCUUCAACGUGAUGUUCGUGGAAUCGGGAGAGAUGGAAGGUAUGAAUGACCAGGAUGAUGCCAAAGAGAGGCGUGAUUUCUUGACUGAGUGGAAGAACCUCCCUGCUGCUUUUGAGGUGCAGUUUCCCAUUGAAGUCCACGUGUCAGCAGAUGAGGCAGUCCAGAAACUGAAAGCAAACAAUGUCUACACGGUGGCCCAGCGCAACCUGGACGGCCAGGACAUGCUGUACCAAUCCCUGAGGCUGGCCAACAACAUUUUCAUCAUGAUGGAGCUGAAGAUGCAGCCCGGUAAUCCCUCGGCUACGCUCUCCAUAAAGUGCAGGAAAGUGGAAUUUGCCAGCCUGGUUAACACAAGCUACAAGGCCAUCCUGCAGAACUAAGGGAAUCUUUUCCCGACAGUCAACAUACCAACAUGUAUCUAUCAUUCCGUUUGCCUGUCCUUUGGUCUCUCGGUACAAUUCUUACUUACAAAAAAAGAGCCCACAGGCAUCUUUGUCCCAUUGUGUUCAACAAGAAAAGUGGCAGCUAGCAAAAAGCAGUACAUUCUGCUUACCAGGAUGGCAAGCACUUAGGUCUCGCAGAUCCCUGUCUUGGAGAUACUGCUUGAGGCAGUAGCAUCAAGAGGCACCUUUUAAUCAUGAUGGCAUCUACAGCGAAACUGUAAAACAAAACAAUUGCAGACCCACUUCAUUAAAAACGGAAGUUCCCAUGAAGUUUAUUCAGUACAUGAGCUGCUGUUGGUGCUCGACUUAAACUGACCUUGUUAGGAGUUGCAUUGCACAUGGGUCGUCCUCCAAUGUUUAACUUCAAAUUUGUUGAAAUUGUUUGAUGUGGAGAACAGAAGUAUUCACAUCUUUCAAAUGUGUAACAGUGAAAUGGUGAGGACGACACUGGUGUGAUAACUUUACUGCAGUGUGUUUCAUUUAUUUGUUUAAGCCACAUAACCACAGUCAUGGGUACACCUCGUUACCUAGUUACGGCCAAGGAUCAACAUUAAUUAUAUAGGUCUAUAUUCUGUUUUUACAGUUUAUAUAUAUUGCUAGCUGUUAGCCUAAUAAUCCGGUGUAUUUACCAAAUAAAUGUAAAUCACACACUUUUGAUUUUCAUGCUGUUCAUUAUGGGCACAACGAGAAGGAUGUGCGUGUACCAACAAUCAUAACUGUCCACAUAUUUUUGGGCAGGAUUGGUGUUCCCCCCCCAUUAUUAGUACAUGGUCAGUCAUUCCAUGGUCAUUCCUAUGUCUGGACACCCCUCCUUUGACUCUUGAGCACAGGGUGUCAGCAUGUAGCUUGUGCAACAUAACCCAUUCCCGAUGUAUGACGUGCGAAAUAUUAUACAGGUGAUGUAUUGAUUCUUGUAUGUAACUCCUUUGCCAUGUUCCACGGCACAGUGCGAUAGGUUCGUGCACAUGUCUGCUCAUAUUAGACACGAUCAAGUACAGUAAUGUAGGUUGCUUCUAUGUUGGAAUUGUGGGUUUCUUAAAUUCAAGCUCUCUCGUGUUUUGGCAUAAUCCAAAGAACUUUUUUUUCAGGCAAAUGCAUUUUAGUAUGCUUAGUGUAGUAAAUUUGAUGUAUCUGAAACCUUUAAAGUUCAAUAAAUAAAUCAAAUAUUUGAACUCA